Molecule: messenger RNA, 1097 nt
Organism: Orycteropus afer afer
Lineage: Eukaryota; Metazoa; Chordata; Mammalia; Tubulidentata; Orycteropodidae
Product: RNA-binding protein 4B
Biological process (GO): mRNA splicing, via spliceosome
Cellular component (GO): nuclear speck
Molecular function (GO): zinc ion binding; mRNA binding
Source: RefSeq, a predicted model, not a curated record
UGUCCCAGGCUGUUGUCAGGAUGGUGAAGCUGUUCAUCGGAAACCUGCCCCGGGAGGCCACAGAGCAGGAGAUCCGCUCCCUCUUUGAGCAGUAUGGGAAGGUGCUGGAAUGUGACAUCAUUAAGAACUACGGCUUUGUGCACAUAGAGGACAAGACGGCGGCUGAGGAUGCCAUCCGCAACCUGCACCACUACAAGCUGCACGGGGUGAACAUCAACGUGGAAGCCAGCAAGAAUAAGAGCAAGGCUUCCACCAAGUUACACGUGGGCAACAUCAGUCCCACUUGUACCAACCAGGAGCUUCGGGCCAAGUUUGAGGAGUAUGGUCCUGUCAUCGAAUGUGACAUCGUGAAGGAUUAUGCCUUCGUACACAUGGAGCGGGCGGAGGAUGCGGUCGAGGCCAUCAGGGGCCUUGACAACACAGAGUUUCAAGGCAAACGAAUGCAUGUGCAGUUGUCCACCAGCCGUCUUCGGACUGCCCCUGGGAUGGGAGACCAGAGCGGCUGCUAUCGGUGCGGGAAAGAGGGGCACUGGUCCAAAGAGUGCCCAGUAGACCGCACGGGGCGUGUGGCGGACUUCAGCGAGCAGUACAAUGAACAGUAUGGAGCAGUGCGUACGCCUUACACCAUGGGCUACGGGGAGACCGUGUAUUACAACGAUGCCUAUGGAGCGCUCGACUACUAUAAGCGUUACCGGGUCCGCUCUUACGAGGCAGUGGCAGCGGCAGCGGCAGCGUCCGCGUACAACUACGCGGAGCAGACCGUGUCCCAUCUGCCUCAAGUCCAGAACACAGCUGUAACCAGUCACCUCAACCCCGCUUCUGUCGAUCCUUACGACAGACACCUAUUGCCAAACUCGGGUGCUGCCGCCACCUCCGCUGCCAUGGCUGCAGCCGCUGCCACCACCUCCUAUUACGGACGGGACAGGAGCCCCCUGCGGCGCACUGCAGCUGUGCUCCCCACGGUCGGAGAGGGUUACGGUUAUGGGCCAGAAAGUGAGCUGUCUCAGGCAUCAGCAGCUGCCCGGAAUUCUCUGUAUGACAUGGUUCGGUAUGAGCGGGAGCAGUAUGUGGACCGAGCACGGUACUCAGCAUUUUAA